AUGGUUGGAAGGUUCUUCUCCGGGAGGCAUCCCGGCGAUGGGGAGACGAUGAUGCUCUUGUCGGGACCCCCUGGCAGGUAUUUUCUUCACCGUGGCUUUGGUUGCCUCUCAUUUUGGUCGACCUUCGGAUCUGCGUCUCCUUUUAGUCUUCCAAUCGAGGCUUCGCUUGCAGCGGGAAGACCUCUCUCCUCUUCCAGUUUGCAUUCAACUGUGCGCUGGGAAAUCGGGGAGACGUCGUGUUCAUCUGCAACCGGCGCAGAAUGGAGGCUAAGCCUCCGUGCUUAUCCCAGGCCAGGCGCCUCCCCGCUUCAGACCGCUUCCUAUCGUAUACGUCAUCUUAAUGCCAUGUUUUCGUGGAGCCGUCCCUCUUGUUUAUUCAUUAUGCGUAAUAUUUUCGGUCGAUUUGGCAGGGGAUCGAUCCAACCUCUGAUGUUUUCCAACGUAUACGAAUGAAGUAAGAACCUCCCUAUUGCCACCAUUAUCUUCCCCGUUACAUUAAUCGGAUGGAGUGUAUAUGCUAUGAAAAGCGGCCGAUUGAAAUCGGUGAGCCAUAGAGUAUCUUUAUUUCUGUAAAUUCUUCGUAGUGAUGCCGAUCUUGGAUGAUGCAAUUCGAAGAUCUUUUUCCCCCUCUCCUUUAUUUCUUCAAAAGUGAGAAGGAUGCUCAUCCUCGUCCGCAUACGAGUCAUGCAACUCUCGGAAUCUCCCUUUAGUCGAUGUCCUUCUUUAACAAAGAAUGCGGCCAUAUCGCUUUCGUCUUCCUGAUCUGACACAGGUGGGUGUUGCCUCGUGAAUCCUCGUGAAUUGCCACGAUAGAUGAUGAGAUUUGAUCAGCCUAGAUUGAAGUUUGUCUCGAGAAUGUCUUAUAAUUUCUGCUUUCAUCUUUGCUUGAAGCCCACUGGAUGCAGCCUCCAUUCCUAGGCUAAUUUAGGGAAAUUCGGUAGCAGAGAAAUACAUAAACAGAUUUCCCUUGAGAUUUAUACCCAGUUUCAAGAAAAUCAAGGUCCUUGGUCGGAUGACUGGAAUAUACUCUUGAAAUCGGGUUUUUUUCACGCAUAGGGCCUCAUUGUAUCAUCUAGUUUUCUCUCAUGUCCAUUCUCUUUAUGAAUAAAUGAAGGUUUCUCAGAUGGCGUGGUGCAUUUUCUAUGUUUGGUUUAUUUCAGAGAGCACAACCUUCAUAAAAAAUCAUAAAAUGCAAUGGUUUUGUUAGUUUGUAGCCAUCCCUCUGGACGCAAACCUCAUCAUCAUCUCUGCCACUGCACAAUUUUCAGUAGGCUUGAUGUUGGGUCAUAUUAGAUCAUGAUGAUUGUGCAUCCGCGAGAGAAUGGAGACGCCGUGAUCUCGGUUUCCUCUGUAAUUCUGAUAGCUUCGCUCAUAUUUCUUACAUUUUCUCUUUGGCUCUCAGGUACAUCGAAGAUGAUGAAGGAAUCAAACAAUACUUUGCAGCUUUUCAUCUUCUCCAUACUUUUCCGGCGGCAGUGAUAGUUGACGAUUUUGGCGGCUUCUUUGAUGAGCGGUAUAUAGUCUACCUGUUCAUGCGCUCAUGUAGCAGGCUAUCAUCAUCAUCAACAUUAUUAUUAUGAAUUUCUAUGAGAAUAUCUCAUGGUGAUGUGGGCUUAUUUAAAUGGCACGGGAUUCUCCAAAACCAAGGGCCCAUAGGAACAUAUCGUGCCCAUUUAUUUGUUCAUAUGAUCUUCAAGAACGGCGAAACCUUUUAGCGAUGAAAUCAAUCUGAAAUCGAUUCUUAGAGGGUAACCUGUGGCCAAGUGACAGUCACCUCUUGACCAAUAUCUGACUGAACUCUUCGAGGGUCCUGAAAGUCAACACUCGUGGUGGUUCCUGACGGAUCUCCACCACUAAUCUUUUCUCGCGCAGGAGCUGUCAGGAUAGAUAUGGAAACCAAAGAGGUAGAGACAUAGCCAUGGUGCGCACCUUGUCCCUGGGCUGGGAUGCCGUGUCUCACGCCAAGUAAGAAUUCCUCCCGCUAUACUACCCACAUAAUUAUUUUGAUUAGAUCGCCACAUACUACUUCCUCGUCCCAAAUUGCAGUAAAAGCUCGGCGGAACCCUGCAAGAUCCUGCUGGCCGAUACCCACCAAGGGGACAACCCCAGAUUGCUGUUCAUUUAUAAGCGGUGGAUUCCCUGCAUCUUCACCAUCAAAGGUCUGGUUUUUUAUUCACAGAAGGGCCAACCUCCACUUUCCAUUCAAUCUCUGACAUGUUGUGAAGCUUCCAGCUGAAGCAGAUGGUUCGGGUUCGUUCACUCUGCGGAAGUCUAGCGUCUCAGUGAAACCUUCUUCAGAAAAAGGGAGGGCGGCUGAGUACUCCAUCGCGCUUCAGUAUUUGGUGUUGCAGAGGAUGAUCGACGACUGA
Molecule: messenger RNA, 2369 nt
Organism: Spirodela intermedia
Lineage: Eukaryota; Viridiplantae; Streptophyta; Magnoliopsida; Alismatales; Araceae
Source: the annotation of a GenBank genome assembly